CUCAAACGCGCCAAUUAUUAUUAAUUGUGUUACAUUCAUGCCUGUCAAGGUACCUAAACCGAUUGCCAGAUAUCUCAGCGAGCAGGUGGCUUAUCGAAUAAAAAUUCUAGAAGCGGCUUUAAUUGAGAUUCAUGAUCUUGACAAUCGAAUGAAAAUGGAAUUACUAUCAUUGAAUUCUUUGGCAGAGUCGCAUGGUACCGAAAUCGAUGAGGUUCAAAUGAUACAUCAAUCUUUAAACAACGAAGAAUUAUUGAACCUUUCCAGGCAUAUAAAUAAUGAUGACAAUGAUGAAGAAUAUGAAGUGGUGAAUUUAAAUGAAAUUGAUGAUUAUGAAGCAUCAAUUAAUAUAAUAGACAAGGAAAUUAAAUCUAAUAAUUUUAGUUCUUCAUCCCUUCGUACGUCAAGCACGCAAAAUGCUACACUGGAUAAUAAUAAUAAUGGCAACCACUCUAAUGGUCAAAAAUUCAAUUAUCUCCCCGAUCUUAUCAAUGAUCAUCUAUUGAAUUCUAUCCCAAAACAGCAUAGAAUCAUGCCUUUUUUACCAGUGGAUAUAGAUAAUUCUUGAUAUAACUUGUCUUUGUAUAUACAUCGUUUGUCGGGAGCAUUUUUACUCUAUUAAUCUAUUUUAUAUCAUGAGUUGUAUAUUUAAUUUCAGCUUAAUUUCCCAAACCCCUUAAAACACAUUUAUGUACAUAAAUUUAUACAUAUAUAUAUUCGAUCGUUGAGUACGCAUUCAUUUUGUUAUCACUGUGGUGUGUUAUGUGCGUG
This is a messenger RNA of Trichobilharzia regenti, 768 nucleotides long. NCBI's taxonomy places the organism in Eukaryota, Metazoa, Platyhelminthes, Trematoda, Strigeidida, Schistosomatidae. The record is from the annotation of a GenBank genome assembly.